Monodelphis domestica (gray short-tailed opossum) is the source of this 2568-nucleotide messenger RNA. It is a transcript of the gene VN2R597, whose product is annotated as vomeronasal 2 receptor 597. Lineage: Eukaryota; Metazoa; Chordata; Mammalia; Didelphimorphia; Didelphidae. Gene Ontology annotation, cellular component: plasma membrane. Gene Ontology annotation, biological process: G protein-coupled receptor signaling pathway. Gene Ontology annotation, molecular function: G protein-coupled receptor activity. The record is from RefSeq and is marked inferred.
AUGAGACAUUCUCUUCUUUCCACAUUUUUCCUUCUGCUUCUGCAUCUGCCAUUCUCUUUGUUGCAAGGAAAAAAGCUUUCCUGCUUCCAACAAGUCAUCCACGAUGUCUUCAGAGAUGGGGACCUGAUCAUUGGGGGCUUUUUCCCCCUGUAUUCAGUUGAGGCAAACAUUUUCACAGGCUUAGAACAUCCUCAAAAGGCUUGUAAUAGUUUUCAAUGGAUGCACAAAAAUUACCAACAGGUGUUGGCCCUGGUGUUUGCUGUGGAAAAUAUCAACCAAGAUCUCAACCUGUUACCCAACAUUACCUUGGGGUACCAGCUCUUUACCACCUACCACAGUGAUAAGAAGACCUUGGAGAGCUCCCUGAAGUGGCUAACAGGCCAACAGCAAGCCAUACCUAAUUAUAGCUGUUGGGCUCAAGAUAAGUCUGUGGCUGUCAUUGGAGGGGCAACAUCUCCAUUAGCUGUCCAGAUGGGAUCUCUACUAGAGCUCUACAAGUAUCCACAGAUGACCUAUGGCCCAUUUGAUCCCAUCCUGAGUGACAAGAUCCAGUUUCCUUCUCUCUAUCAGAUGGCUCCCAGGGACUCCUUUCUACACGUGGGUAUUGUCCACCUACUGUUACAUUUUAGAUGGACUUGGGUGGGGCUGAUUUCCACAGAUGACAUGAGAGGAGAAAAAUUCCUUUGGGACAUUACAAAAAAGAUGUCCAGGAACGAUGUCUGUGUGGCUUUCAUAGAAAAGAUCCCUGUCAGUGAGAGACGUCACGCUGAAUCCCUUGUGCCUUUCAUGCCCAGGAUUAUGGCAUCAUCGGCCAAAGUAAUCAUCGUUCACGGGGAUGCAGAUUCACUUAUGAGCCUGAGACAUUCGCAACCACUUUUUUUAAUACCUUUGAAAUUGUGGAUCAUCACAUCUGAUUGGGAUGUUACUCUGAGACCCCAUCCUUAUGGUAGUCACGCUUUUCAUGGUGCUCUUCUAUUUAAACACCAGACUAGUGAAGUUUCUGGGUUUUCUCAUUUUCUCAAGAGUGUUAACUCUGCUAAAUACCCAGCAGAUAUUUUCCUGAAGAGCUUUUGGCAUUCAGCUUUCAAGUGCUCUGAUGAAAACCUGGAGGAAGGAGAAUGUUCCCCAAAUGCUUCAUUGGAAGAUCUGCCUUUAGAAUAUUUUGACAUGGCCAUGUCUGGCUUGAGUUACUCUAUCUACAAUUCUGUGUACGCUGUGGCAUGGGCCCUCCAGCAAAUGCUCCUGAUCAAAACAGAAAUGGGAUUUGGAGGAGACGGAGAGAGUAUCACACUUCUACCCUGGCAGGUCCACUCCUCUCUUAGGAACCUGCAAUUUAACAACAGUGCUGGAGAAGAGAUAGUUUUGAAUGAGCAAAGAAACAUAGAGGCUAAGUAUGAUAUCAUGAAUUACUUGGUUUUCUACAAAAAACCUGAACUUUUGGUAAAAGUUGGGCAGUUUAUUCCCAAGACUCUGCUGGAACAUGAUUUCACCAUAUCCAGGAAUUCAAUAGUAUGGGGUGAUUCACAGAUUCCUCCAAAGUCUGUGUGUACUGAGAGCUGUAGUUGUGGCUUUAAGAAGAUUGCUCAGGAAGGGGUGCCUAUCUGCUGCUUUAACUGUGUCCGGUGUCCAGAAGGGGAAAUUUCCGAUCAGAGAGAUAUGGACCACUGCACAAAAUGCCCAGAAGAUGAGUAUCCAAAUAAAAACAGAGAUCAUUGUUUCCCAAAGACUGUAACCUUUCUCUCUUUUAAAGAGCCCUUGGGAUUGACUUUGACUUGUAUAGCCCUUUCCUUUUCUUUCCUCACAGUUAUAAUUCUUGUGAUAUUUGUGAAAUGUCAAGACACUCCAAUAGUCAAAGCCAAUAAUAGGAUUCUCAGUUACAUACUCCUCAUAUCCCUCACUUUGUGUUUUCUCUGCUCCAUCCUCUUCAUUGGCCCUCCCACAUCAGCAAAAUGUCUCCUACAACAAACUGUAUUUGGAAUUGUGUUCACUGUAGCUAUCUCUUCUAUUUUGGCCAAAACCAUCACCGUGGUUCUGGCCUUCAAAGCCACAAAACCAGGAAGCAAGAUGAAAAGGUGGAUGCUACCUAGAGUUUCUAGUUUUGUUGUCUUCAUCUGCUCCAUGAUCCAACUGGCUCUCUGUUGCAUCUGGCUGGGAACAUCUCCACCUUUUCCAGGACUAGAUACCCACUCUGAACCCGAUCAGAUAAUCAUUAUUUGUGAGAUGGGCUCUGCCAUCACCUUCUAUAGUGUCUUGGGCUAUAUGGGCUUCCUAGCACUGGGGAGUUUUACAGUGGCUUUUCUGGCCAGGAAUCUUCCUGACACUUUCAAUGAAGCCAGGUUUAUCACAUUCAGUAUGCUGAUCUUUUGUAGCGUAUGGAUGUCUUUCAUUCCUGCCUAUCAGAAUCCCAAAGGACAGGCUAUGGUGACUGUAGAGAUCUUCUGUAUUUUGGCAUCCAGUGCUGGGUUAUUAGGUUGCAUCUUUAUUCCCAAGUGUUAUGUCAUCCUUCUGAGGCCAGAGAGGAAUACCCUGGAAUGGUUAAGGCAGAAAGCAGAUUCUGGAAGGUGUUAG